Andrographis paniculata is the source of this 1107-nucleotide messenger RNA. Its product is annotated as serine acetyltransferase 5-like. The record is from RefSeq and is a predicted model, not a curated record. Gene Ontology annotation, cellular component: cytoplasm; cytosol. The transcript is spliced from 2 exons. Gene Ontology annotation, molecular function: L-serine O-acetyltransferase activity. NCBI's taxonomy places the organism in Eukaryota, Viridiplantae, Streptophyta, Magnoliopsida, Lamiales, Acanthaceae. Bases 37 to 912 code for a protein of 291 amino acids.
AAAUCCCCAAUUUUUGUAGUCAGUCUAUCCGUCCCAAUGCCGGCCGGGGAAUUCUUCCACCCAUCGCCGCCUCCGCCGCCGCCGGGGUCGGCGGAGGAAGAGAAAUGGGUGUGGAAUCAAAUCAAAGCCGAGGCUCGUUGCGACGCCGACGCGGAGCCCGCCCUAGCCAGCUACGUCUACUCCACAAUCCUCUCUCACUCCUCCUUGGAGCGAUCUCUCUCCUUCCACCUCGGCAACAAGCUCUGCUCCUCCACUCUCCUCUCCACGCUGCUCUACGAUCUCUUCCUCAACAUCUUCUCCACAGACGCGUCCCUCCGCUCCGCCACCGUCGCCGAUUUACGCGCCGCCCGUUUCCGCGACCCUGCCUGCGUUUCCUUCUCCCACUGCCUCCUUAACUACAAAGGAUUCCUCGCUUGCCAGGCGCAUCGAGUAGCACACAAGCUAUGGACUCAGUCGCGAAAGCCUCUAGCACUAGCGCUUCAAUCCCGCAUCUCGGAUGUCUUCGCGGUCGACAUUCAUCCUGCCGCCAAAAUCGGGAAAGGCAUCCUCUUUGAUCACGCAACGGGAGUCGUAGUAGGCGAGACUGCCGUGAUCGGUAACAAUGUCUCGAUUCUCCACAACGUAACUUUAGGUGGAACCGGCAACGUGGGCGGCGACCGGCACCCGAAGAUUGGCGACGGUGUACUGAUUGGCGCUGGGGCGACAAUUCUGGGAAACGUGAGAAUUGGGGAGGGCGCGAAGAUCGGUGCAGGGUCGAUGGUUCUUAUCGACGUGCCUCCGAGAACGACGGCGGUCGGGAAUCCGGCGAGAUUGGUGGGCGGAAGGGAGCAGCCGAGGAAGCACGAGGAAGUCCCCGGUGAGUCGAUGGAUCAUACUUCGUUUAUAACUGAGUGGUCAGAUUAUGUGAUAUGAUAAGAGUGAAUGGGUCUGAUUGGAAUUUAAAUUUAUACAGUAAGGUUUGUAUUUUGAUGCAAUAUAGGUUAUCUUAAAUAGAAUUGGAUUAGUUAAAUAAGUUUUUAAGUAAAAGUAUUAGUUCCUCAAUCAUUCAAAUGUUUGUUCAAAACUUUUGGGUAUAUAUAUUGUAGCUAGAUGUGUACUUUUUGUUGA